AUGGGCACCUUCCUACAGACAGUAGGGAACCUCCUCCCCUACCAUCUUCUCUCCUACGGCGCACUCCUAGGAACAGAGCUAUUCCAGAGCUUCAUAAACACAAAAAUAUGCUACCAGGCCCUCCCAAUGAAAGAGUUCAUAAACCUCCAGAAACGCCUGUUUCCAAUCUACUUCGGAACACAGAUUGGACUCACAGUCCUGACGGCAGCCACACACCCACCCUACAGCCUUAUCUCACUAGUACGGGAUCCAUGGAGUAUAGCUCCUCUGGCCGUGGUUGGCAUCACCGGGUGUCUGAAUUGGAUCAUUUACGGGCCUCGAACGACAACUGCCUCGUUGGUUAGAAGGGCGCUUCAAGGUGGGUUCUACGAAUAUUGUGUUUCAUUGCUUGACCUGAUUGGUGAUACAGAGAGCGAGAAUAAUAACCCCGACUCCGAUGGAUCUAAGACUCAUCGGGCGAAUCGAACCUUCGCGCAUAAUCAUGCCAUGGUUAUUCAUUUGAAUGCUAUUGCUAUGAUAGCUACUGUGGUGUAUGGGUUCUCGCUGUCUGCCACGCUUGUUGCGGGAAUGUAG
Messenger RNA from Penicillium bovifimosum, 573 nucleotides. RefSeq names its product DUF4149 domain-containing protein. Bases 1 to 573 code for a protein of 190 amino acids. Lineage: Eukaryota; Fungi; Ascomycota; Eurotiomycetes; Eurotiales; Aspergillaceae. The transcript has 2 exons. The record is from RefSeq and is a predicted model, not a curated record.